AUGUUGGAAGCUGGGGCUUAUCCGACAAAUAGAACUUUAGGGAUCUUUUUAAAUGCUUGUUCUUCAUUGUGUGAUAUUAAAUUGGGGAAGCAAGUUCAUGGUUAUAUUGUCAAAUAUGGAGUCGAAUUCGAUACCAGUAUUGGGAAUGCCCUUUGUAGCUUAUACUCCAAAUGUGGUAGUUUGGAUUCUGCGGUUAAAGCGUUUUGGAGAAUUGGGGACAAGAACGUGAUUUCGUGGACAACAGCUAUAUCUGCUUGUGGUGAUAAUGCUGAUUCUGCUAUGGGUUUUACUUUGUUUGUUGAGAUGCUAUGUAUGGGAGUCCAGCCAAAUGAGUUUACAUUGACAAAUAUAUUGAGUUUAUGUUGUGUGAUGCAGGCUUUGGGCGUAGGAUCACAGGUACACUCAUUGAGCAUUAAAGUUGGGUAUGGAUCGAACUUACCUGUAAUAAAUUCUGUUAUGUAUUUGUACUUGAAAUGUGGAUGGAUUAGUGAGGCAAAGAAGCUGUUUGAUGGAAUGGAAACAACAAGCUUGGUAACAUGGAAUGCUAUGAUUGCAGGCCAUGCCCAGAUGAUGGAUUUUGCAGAGGAUGGUCUUUCAGCACACCAUAGUGGAAUUGAGGCACUUAACAUUUUCUUGAGAUUGAAUCGGUCAGGCAUGAAACCUGAUCUCUUUACCUUCUCGAGUGUACUAACUGUAUGUAGUAGUCUGGUGGCCUUGGAUCAAGGUGAACAAGUUCAUGCUAUCACUAUUAAGAAUGGGUUUUUGUCUGAUGUGGUUGUGGGAACUGCUCUAGUUAACAUGUAUAAUAAAUGUGGAAGCAUUGGGGCAGCCAGUAAAGCUUUUGUGGAGAUGUCUACAAGGACUUUGAUAUCUUGGACUUCCAUGAUUAUGGCUUUUGCACAACAUGGCCGCUCUCAACAAGCAUUGCAGCUUUUUGAGGAUAUGAGAUUAGCAGGCGUUAGACCGAAUAGGAUCACCUUUGUGGGCGUUCUUUCAGCUUGUAGCCAUGCCGGAAUGGUUGAUAGUGCAAUGGCUUAUUUUGAGAUGAUGAAAAGGGACUACAGAAUCAAACCCAUGAUCGACCAUUAUGCAUGUCUGAUUGAUAUGCUUGCAAGGAUAGGCAGGUUAGAUGAAGCUUUUGAUUAUAUUAAGAAGUUGAAACUUGAGCCCAAUGCGUUUAUAUGGUCAUCCUUCAUUGCAGGUUGUCGGAGUCAUGGGAAUUCAGAGUUAGGGUUGUAUGCUGCUGAACAGUUGCUCAGCCUUAAUCCAAAAGAUUAUGAGACUUAUAUAUUGUUGUUAAACAUGUACCACUCGGCAGGGAGAUGGCAAGAUUUUUCACGGGUUAGAAAAACGAUGACAGAGAAAAAACUCAAAAAAUUAAAGGAUUGGAGCUGGAUUAGCAUUAGAGACAAGGUUUAUUCAUUUAAGCGUGAUGAACGGUUGCAUCAACAAUGCAAAGGGGUGGACAAAUUAUUGGGGGAUUUGCUUGAGAAAGCAAGGAGUCUUGGAUAUGAACCACAAGGAAGUUCAGAGAUAACGGAUGAGGAGAAUGUAGAAAUAACUUUAUCUACUAUUCAUCAUAGUGAAAAAUUGGCUCUUGCGUUUGGGCUGUUGAACACUCCAAAUGCUGGCCCUAUACGGAUUAUUAAGAGUAUUAGCACGUGUAGAGAUUGCCAUAAUUUUAUGAAAUUCAUCUCUGUAUGUAUUGAAAGGGAAAUCAUCAUUCGAGAUAGCAAGUGCCUGCACAGAUUUGUCAAUGGUCAAUGUUCAUGCAGGGAUUUUGGCAAUCUUCUUUGA
Molecule: messenger RNA, 1797 nt
Organism: Ilex paraguariensis (yerba mate)
Lineage: Eukaryota; Viridiplantae; Streptophyta; Magnoliopsida; Aquifoliales; Aquifoliaceae
Source: the annotation of a GenBank genome assembly